GGGCCACAAUGAUCCUCCUCUGUCUCCUCAGCGUGCAAGUUCUGCAGUUAGCUGGGGCCGUUGAACUCUCUGCCGGCUCCUGUGCCUUUGAGGACAGCACUUGCGGCUACCAAGCAGAUCCCGCAUCCCUCCCGUGGCGUUUGAACGUGGAAGGUCAUUAUAUUUCUGUGGACACCUCACAGGGAACACAUGGGGACACAGCUGCAUUGCUCAGUCCUGAACUCUAUUCAGAGGAGUGGAGCUGUAUUAGACUUAUAUACCAGAUUGCAGCCAUCUCAGAACCACCAAUAAAUCCUACUGCUUUAAAUCUAUACCUAAGGAUAGAAGGUGAAAGUUUUGAUCAGUUGCUUUGGACAAGCACAGAAUACUCAGAGAGCUGGCUCAUAGCCAGUCUAGAUAUAAGAAACAGUACAAACAAAUACAGGAUUGUACUAGAAGGUGUACUGGGAAGAGAUAUUUUUGCCAGCAUAGCAAUUUUUGAAAUUAAAGUAACUACUGGCUACUGUUUAGAAUGUAAUUUUGAAGAAAAUCAUCUGUGUGGUUAUCUGAACCGUUGGAACCCCAAUGUGAACUGGUUUGUUGGUGGAGGAAACACUGGAAAUUCACAAUCCAUCCUUCCAAGAGAUCACACUCUUAAAAAUGAAUAUGGUCACUACAUGUAUGUGGACUCCCUCUAUGUGAAACAUUUCCAGGAAGUGGCUCAGCUGGUCUCACCUAGGACAACGACCCCUAUGUCAGGCUGUUUGUCCUUCUAUUACCAAGUUCAGCAGGGAAAUGGCAUUGCUUUCACCAUCUACAUGAGAGAUGCAAAUGGCUUUUAUGAAGAGCUUUGGAAAGCAGGAAGCCUAACGAGUAAUGACUGGGUUUUAGGAGAAGCUGAAUUCAGUGCCCCAUACCCAAUGGAAGUUAUUUUUGAAGUUGCUUUCAACAGUGCCAAAGGGGGAUAUAUUGCUCUUGAUGACAUUUUUUUCUCUCCAGUUUUCUGCAGCAAUCAGACAGAAAUUUCCUUUGAUCCCACGAAGGCAAGUUGCAAUUUUGAGGAGGGUUUUUGCACUUUUUAUCAAGAUCACAAGGAUGGCCCUGGAUGGAGUAGGGUGAAAGUAAAGCCUAAUGCAUACAGGCCGGGAGACCAUACUACUGGCAUGGGUUACUACUUGCUGGCAAACACAAAGUUUACAUCACAGCCUGGGUACAUUGGCCGUUUAUACAGCAUUACUCUGCCAGGAAAUUUACAGUAUUGUCUGCGUUUUUAUUAUGCCUUAUAUGGCUUUUUCAAAAUGCGUGAUACCCUGGCUGUUUACAUCUUUGAGGAGAACCAUGUGGUUCAAGAAAAAAUCUGGUCUGUCUUGGAUACUCCCAGAGGUGUCUGGACUCAAACUGAAAUCACCUUCAAAAAGCCCAUGCCUUGCAAGGUGGUGUUUGUGAGCUGGUGCAGAAGCUUUUGGGACUGUGGACUUGUGGCACUAGAUGAUGUAUCAAUGAGUUUAGGAAGUUGUCAUGCUACUGAUAUAUUGCCUGCUUUUCCUGGAGAAUGUACUUUUGAACAAAAUGAAUGUGCAUUUACUCAGCAAAAGCGAAACAGGAGUGGUUGGCAUAGGAGAAGAGGUCAGACUCCUACAUCUUACACUGGACCAAAAGGAGACCACACUACUGGGGUAGGGUAUUAUAUGUAUAUAGAAGCAUCUCACAUGAUCUAUGGACAGAAAGCACGGCUUAUUUCGAGGUUACUUCGGCGGACCUUUGGCCAUCAGUGUCUUAAAUUUUUUUAUCACAUGUAUGGUGCUGGGACUGGGCUAUUAAAUAUUUAUGUGAAGAAGCACGAUGCUAAGGAUGAGAUCCUCAUCUGGAAGAGGCGAGGCGAACAAAGCAUCACAUGGUUAAGAGGUCUAAUACAAUAUACUUGUGAUAAAUCUCAUCAGAUUAUAUUCGAAGCAGUUCGUGGAAUAUCAGUGAGAAGUGAUAUUGCUAUAGAUGACAUUUUGUUUCAGCCGGGACCUUGUAAAGAAAUAGAAGAAACCACACUACAGUCAUCUGGAUAUUCUGCUGAUUUUAAUGAAAUUGAAUACUGAGCUCUGCAGAAGCAUCACAUUGCUUAUCUACCAGGGAAACUGCACAGCCUCGUCCAUGCCUUUAAUUUGUAAAGUAAUAAGUAUUGGACUAUUUUAUUAUGGCAUGGGAAGAAUUCAACAAGGACUGAACUUUGGUCUGGCAAAUAGAGUUACUGACUCAGGGCUUCCCUCACUUUGUGCUGUAUUUUGCAUGUGACAUCAGUUAAUCUAAGGGGCUAUUCAUUUUGCACAUUGUGCAGCAAUAGAUAUAUAUUGCUAAGAUAAGUAUUUUUAUGCACAUAAUUACAGAAAGUAAAAUGGACACAAUCUGUUAUUGUGUAACUAAUUCUGCAUUCAGUGAAUGUUUUUUCUUGGGCAAAUAAAAGAUUUAAGGCACAACCCUUUAGACAGAAAAAGGGCUUACC
Messenger RNA from Varanus komodoensis (Komodo dragon), 2473 nucleotides. RefSeq names its product MAM domain containing 2 (gene MAMDC2). The transcript is spliced from 14 exons. Gene Ontology annotation, cellular component: membrane. NCBI's taxonomy places the organism in Eukaryota, Metazoa, Chordata, Lepidosauria, Squamata, Varanidae. The record is from RefSeq and is a predicted model, not a curated record. Bases 9 to 2069 code for a protein of 686 amino acids.